Messenger RNA from Lepisosteus oculatus (spotted gar), 1218 nucleotides. It is a transcript of the gene spata17, whose product is annotated as spermatogenesis associated 17. The record is from RefSeq and is a predicted model, not a curated record. Gene Ontology annotation, molecular function: calmodulin binding. Lineage: Eukaryota; Metazoa; Chordata; Actinopteri; Semionotiformes; Lepisosteidae. Gene Ontology annotation, cellular component: spindle pole. Gene Ontology annotation, biological process: spindle organization; mitotic cell cycle; establishment of meiotic spindle localization.
UGUUAUUAACUAACAUUUGGCCUUCUGUACAGCAAUGAUCAUUUUAAAAGUAUGUUCCAAGUAUUCCACAAGGUUUUGCAAUAAUUGCUGCACUAACUUAGUAUAGUCACCUUCGUCUGAGUUCGUGAUGAAGAUAAUGAUGGGACUACAAAUUCCAUAAAUUCCACUUGUUUUCAACUGGAUUGUUGUAGGUGUGGCAUCUGAACAGAAAGGCAACUAUUAUUCAGAAAAUAUGGAGAGGCUAUACUGCAAGAAUGCUAUACAGACAGAUGAUAAAGACAGCAUAUUUUAUUAUGAAGAUGAAUUUCUACAAUGAGAUGGCUGUCAAGAUUCAAAAAAGAUGGAGAGGCUACUAUAUAAGGAAAUAUGUGCAUAAUUAUUAUGCAAGAAAGAAAUAUUUCAAAGGCCUGACUGAGAUGAAUGAAACAGUUAGAAAAGAAUUGGCAGAAUUUGCUGAAAUCAAGAGGAUGGAGAGAGAGCGAAUGGCUCUGGAGAAAGAAGAGAAGAAAAAGUGUUAUGAAGCACAGCGGAUGCAUUACCUCCUGAGUACUCAUCAGUGCCCUGGUGUCUUUAACUCACCAUACAGACCUUUCCCAGAUGAAAUGGAACUGAAACUGCAGAUGGAACUGAAACCACAGAGCAUGAGACCUCUGAGCCUUAAAACGUCGUUCCAUAGAAAAGAGACCAGCAAGGGGCUUGUGAACAUGAAUGUACCAGGAUCUCCUUUAACCCUCACAAUGGCACAGCCUUUGCCUCCCAUCCCCAAGAAGAAACCACAGGGGCCCUUCCGCGAUCCUGCUGAAGUAUUGCAGCAGCGCUUCAAGCCUCUGGAGCCAACCUUGCGCGUGGCCACAUCAAUCACGUCAGUGGAGGAGGCCAGAAAAGAGCUGAGACAGGAGGAGUGGAGGAACCGGUUGAAUGACGAGCCAUUCCGCCCUUUUGCUAAUGCUCAUAAGAACAAGAAAUAUGAGGAAAUGAUCAACACUUUGUCCAGGUUUGAACAAAUUACCUUUGACACCAAACACCAAGAAAACCAAGAAAAACUAAAAGAAAAAAAACCAUUCAAAACAGUCUUUACAACAGUCCACGUCUUCGACAAAUUUGGGAGAAUGUACUCCAAUGCUGGAAAAAUUGUGUGAGAAACACCUCCAAUUAAUUGUAGCACUUUAUGUGUUAUGAAAUGCUGUGAUAAAUAAAAUAAAACAGGAUCAAAAUGCA